Molecule: messenger RNA, 3475 nt
Organism: Ectocarpus sp. CCAP 1310/34
Lineage: Eukaryota; Phaeophyceae; Ectocarpales; Ectocarpaceae
Source: the annotation of a GenBank genome assembly
CAUCGUAGUAUCGUAGGAUGCAUGGGAAGGAAACACACGCACACACCGCCGUUGCUGCUUGAGAGGGAGAGAGAGAAGGUGGGAGGAAGGAGAGAGAGGGAGAGAGCGCCAUGCCGGGAGGCGCGGCCCCACCUCCAGUGCCAGUGACGGUCUUGCGAGGGCACACGUCAGGCGUCCACGCGUCGUGUUACCUCAAGGAGGAUAUUCUCCUAACCGGGUCCGAGGAUGGCGUGGUGAAGCUCUGGAACCUCGAGCGGAGGAGGGCCUUUGCCGAGUUCGAAGCGACUAGCCACGGCAUGGGGGUCCAGCGGCUUGACCAUCUCGGCCGUGGUAAAAUCGUCAGUCAGGGCCGAGACAUGCUGAUAAAGGUGUGGGACGCCGAAAGCCUAGCGGCCGGGGGCGGUAGUGGCGUUGGGUCGUCAUCUCGGGCGUCAAUUACCCCGCAGCCCCUGCAGGUGCUCCCGACCGGAGCGUUUCACUUCUGCCAGUUCGCGCUGACGCGAUGGCGUGAAGAAGCAAGACCAAAGGGCAAGGAGAGCACGAACAGUAGCAGCGGUGGCGGCGGCGAGCACGAUCCUCGAGAAGAGAAAAAGAGCGGCGAGAGGCGAAGGGAGGAAGAGCGGUCACCGCCUGGUGGGCAGACGGGGCGAGAGGGAGAUGCGGCGGAGCCGGCACCAUCCGCAGCAGCCGACGAUGGGGAAGCACAGCAAGGUUCUUUUCUCUCCGACGAAAGCUCCUUCGCAGAAAACGUCAUGCUUGCGCCGUGCGGGCAACAGACAUUGGUGUCCUUGUGGGACCUGCGGAAGGCGAGGCCGUCUUUUACCUUCGCUCCGAAAGAUGCCGAGCAGAAAGGCAUGGUGAUGUGCGUGCGGCUUCUGGGAGAGUCGCCCUCGUGCGCGAGCCCGUUCGCGGUGGUGGGGCACGACGCCGGGCACCUGUGCGUGUACGACCUGAGGGCCACCUCCGCGGAGCCGCUGCUGGAGUCGCGGCUCCACAAGGUGCCACUACUCUGCGUGGACGUAGGGUCUUCCUGUAGGCAGGGCGUGUCUGGGUCUGCGGACGAGAGCAUCAACGUCUUCACGUUGUCCACCAGAAAGGCGAGUUGUGGAUCGUGCGAGGUGGUCAAAUCGUUCCGCUUGGAACACCCUGGGACGUCUUGCGUCGAGAUCCGGAGGGACCAGAAGCUGUUCGUUUCUGGAGGUUGGGACCACAGGGUACGAGCCUUCAGCUGGAAGACCCCGCGCCCCCUGGCGGUGCUCAGGUCUCACGAGAAGAACGUUCACACCGUCGCCUACAGUCCCCGGAUAGGCGGGCUGGUGUCCGGCUCAGGGGACUCGAGGGUUGCCGUGUGGGAGCUGUAUCCCGAGAGGAAUCGCGGGGGCGGAGGCAGAGGCGGGGGGGACGACGCCAUGAGAGAUAGCAGGAGAUGAUGCGUCGCGACCUGUACGGAAUCAGGCGCUGGUUAGAGUGGGUCACGAACGGUGCAACCAGUUUCAGUUGCAGACGGUGGACACAAUUGGUGAUGUUAACGGCUUCCCCUGAGCGGUUUUGUCGUCUGUUCACGAGCAGAAGAACCGUGCUAUGUUUUUUAAUAGGGGCACGAGGGAUACACAUCGUUUCGCACAGGGGUAGCUCGCCACGUCAAGUGCUGCAGCUUCGUGUGGGGCUCGACGGACUAACGUUUUCCCCCGUGCACUGUGCAAAUACAUCAGUGACGAACAAUCGCAUAAAAACACCUUCCUCGGGCCUGCAGAGACGAGGAAUGUCCCCCAAGGGAAGGUGGUCACGUCAAGGAACGAAAAACAAGGGCAUCUUGAAGGUUCCUAUCUGGACAAGAGCUUCUUACCACACAAGGCGAAAAAUUUCACCACACCAAAGUUGUCUUGCGAGGUGGCGCAAAUGCAAGAUGCAAAAGUGUCUCUCACUUCUUGGACCUUCCUUUCAAAACUUCAGUAGGCUAAUGUCUCAUGGUACUUCGCUUCACCUGUGAGCUAGUGACUGUGGAACUUUCAACCCAUUCGUGUACUCCCUCCCAUCUACAAGGCGGUGUCGGUCCUACAACAUUUGAGCUUUCAACACGCAGUCUGAACUUAGCGGCACAAUGCAGAGGCUUGACCUACGUACAAUGGGCCUUGAAUACUGCUGAAUGUAAAACCUAUUACCCACGAAACCCCAAACGAAACUGGCCGGCAACCUGGCUUGCUCUCCCUCGUCCACCCCUGACAAAAAAGAUGCAACACCCUGAGAAAAAAGGUCCUGUGAAAGCAACAAGGAAAGGAAUCCAAUAGGCGGUAUAUUGGUGCCGACGAUUCCGGGCAGAAAAUGGAAUUACGAGACCAGAGACAACCACCCACGCUGGGCACAACAUGAACUACUCUCACAGUGGCGGGCAGCAGUGCAUAUGUUGCCUCGUCUCGUUUGCAACCUUGUCAAGAUUAUGGUAUAUCUACACAUCAGACGUUCUCCCAGUCGUAGCCUCACCACAGAAAGCGACAGACGCUGCUGUGGUACUCUGCAUAUCCUUAAUCGCGCCAGCCCCGCUUCUUGAAACCUUGUUAGGGUGACUACAGAAGGAUAGCAGACAGACUUUCCUUGCAGCAAGCAUGGUUUCUAGGCUACAGAAGGACAGCAGACAGACUCUCAUUGCACGACGCUUUGUGACCUAGAAGAGAUGUAGCAGCCGUGGGCGCAAAAGAGAAGCAACAACAAUACAACAACAGCAAUGCACCUGUCUCGUGUUCACGAGCCUUGCGGUUGGGGACUUAUCAAAUCACCAAUAAACAAAGCCCCAAACCACGCGCUACGCGCGGCAUAAUAGGCCGUGAGACUGAACAACGUGAAGGUGAACGCGUUCACCAGGACCUGCUCCGCCGGGUAGAAGGAGUACGUCCCGGUGCUGAUGGUAUAGUGGUAGUAAUGUCUCUUGACCCACGACACGAGCCCCAUCCUGAUGUUUGACCAAUGCACAGAGACCCUAGACCCGAUGAACUCUCUCCGGCAAGUCUCCGCGCCUGCGGCCUUUGUCGUCGCGAACUUCGCUCUCGGUCCAAGUUGGUGUAGAUCUCCGAAGAUCUCCAAAGAUCUCCGAAGAUCUCCGAAAAGCGGCUGCUCAAAACCCAGGCCGUCGCCGCCUGUCCCUGUUGCCCCUUGCUCUAUCCGUUCCACUUAAUCGUUGGAGCACAGGAAACACCUUCCUCUCUUGCCUGUAACAAAAUUGACCUUUGACGUGACGCUGCUGUCGUGCAGAUACGCGGAAGAGAAAGAGAGAGCCCGUGGCGUGUAGCGUGGAAGGGAGAAGCGUUUUCAAAAAUCCUGCCCAACCAAUUAAUUUUCCACCAGUUUGAUCAGGAGCUGCGUCUCCUUCUUCGCCUCCUUCGACGUGAGGUGAACAACGCCCAAAGUUUGUCUCCCAGGGGAUAAUAUUGCGAGCGUACGGCACUGUCUGUGGCGCUGGGCGUGGUGAGUGCAGUGUGGU